AUGAUACCUCGCCUACCGUCCCGAUUACCCAUAGCUUUUUCACGUCUGUAUGGCAACAGCACCUAUUCAUCCAUUCUUAGAAGAAAGACAAAAAGAGGAACCGUCGACAAGACGUCUCGUGACCAUAUUCUCCAUCUAGACAUUAAAACAGCACUUGCUCAGCGGUCAGUCAGUCUAAGUCAGGUAAAAAUCCCAGAAAGCCUCAUACAUGACUUUCUAUUCACUAGAUCAAGUGGAAAUAUCGAGGUCAAAGAUGUGGUGAUCUCUUCGGUCACCAGUGAAGGUGAUGGACUCGGGUUGAUCCCAAGAAGUUCUUACAAUGAUACCAAUGGGGAUGAAUUGACAGUGGUGAAGGUGCCAAAGACUACCAUUGGUGAUAUCGUCAACGUGACACUCAGAAGGCAUCACGAGUAUUACGCUGAGGCAGAAUUGAUUAGUGUUUCUCGGAAAUCCCGGAAAACAAGCAAGAGAAACGAUCGGUUGGUGAUCUGUGAACAUUUCGAAGAGUGUAGUGGAUGCCAAUUCCAAAUGCUUACAUACGAGGAUCAGAUAGAUUUCAAACGUGACGUGAUACAGCGGGCAUAUCGUUAUUUUUACCCCGAUUUGGAUACUUCUAGCAUCGCCAACUUUGGCAACAUCUUGGAGUCCCCAAUGCAAUAUGCCUAUAGGACUAAAAUUACCCCACACUCGUCUGUGCAUAAGCAUCUUGAAUUGCUGGACCUUCCACUUCCGGUUGGCUUUGAUAGUGUAAGCCCUGGGAAGCGGUUGGUGGAUGUGAAUUACUGUCCAAUUGCGGCAGUGUCCAUUAACAAGAUGCUUCCAAAAGUGAAGAGCACAUUUCAAGAAGAUGUGAAACGGUACAUCGAAACAAAACCAACAAAAAGAAUCAACUCCAACUUUAUCUUGAGGGACAGUGUGAGAAUUGAUCACAACACUGGGGAGUUUGAGAACGUGUGUCUUACCAACAGGAAGAACGUGAUAACAGAACAAGUAAACGACGUCGUUUUUCAGUUUGAGGCUAAUGAGUUUUUCCAGAACAAUCGGUCCAUCUUGCUGACGUUCUUAGAUUUCUUGACACACCAACUUUCUCAGGUUAACGGAGGGUACAAUUACUUGGUCGAUGCAUACUGCGGAUCAGGAUUUCUUGGGAUUGCGCUAGCCAAGACGCUCCCAGAGGAGGGAAAAGUUUUUGGAAUUGAAAUCGCUAAAAGGGCCAUUGACUAUGCUCACCACAACGCUAAAAUCAACGGUUUGUAUGUUCCAGACAAGAUCGAGUUUGUACAUGGUAAUUCAGAUGCCAUGUUCACUGACGAGACGUUUCUCAAAUCAGGAGUGAAAGGUGAAGACUGUGUUCUUCUCAUGAACCCUUCCAGGAAAGGAUCAACACCAGAAUUCAUGAGACAAAUUUUAGACUUCAAACCUAAGGCCGUAGUUUACGUGAGUUGCAAUGCGUUCACGCAAGCCAGAGAUUUGGCAGAUUUGGAAAGAUUCCAACAAAGAUCCAGUGCAAAAUACAAGCUUAAAGGUGUCACUGGCUUUGACUUCUAUCCACAAACCAAACAUGUGGAGUCGGUGGCUAUUCUCGAGUUGUUGUAA
Sungouiella intermedia is the source of this 1596-nucleotide messenger RNA. The record is from the annotation of a GenBank genome assembly. Lineage: Eukaryota; Fungi; Ascomycota; Pichiomycetes; Serinales; Metschnikowiaceae.